This is a messenger RNA of Exophiala spinifera, 4086 nucleotides long. RefSeq lists its product as uncharacterized. Gene Ontology annotation, cellular component: cytosol. The transcript has 3 exons. Gene Ontology annotation, molecular function: 5-oxoprolinase (ATP-hydrolyzing) activity. Gene Ontology annotation, biological process: glutathione metabolic process. NCBI's taxonomy places the organism in Eukaryota, Fungi, Ascomycota, Eurotiomycetes, Chaetothyriales, Herpotrichiellaceae. Bases 1 to 4086 code for a protein of 1361 amino acids. The record is from RefSeq and is a predicted model, not a curated record.
AUGGGGGAUGCCGGAGGCGAGGAGAGAGGCAUCCGCAUUGCCAUAGAUCGCGGCGGCACAUUUACGGACUGUGUCGGGAACCCUGGCACAGGACGCAUGGAAGAUGACAUUAUCAUCAAGCUGCUGUCAGAGGAUCCGUCUAACUACGAGGAUGCGCCUCUCGAAGGUAUUCGCCGCCUGAUGGAAAAGUUUACCGACAAGGAAAUCCCGAGGGGACAACCAUUAGAUACCUCGAAAAUUGAGAGUAUCCGCAUGGGCACGACGGUGGCUACCAACGCAUUGCUAGAGCGCAAAGGUGAAAAGAUGGCGCUGGUAGUGACUCGUGGGUUCAAGGAUUGCCUGGAAAUCGGAAAUCAGUCCAGGCCAAAGAUUUUUGACCUCGCCAUCCGCAGACCGGAUGUGCUUUACCAGAAGGUGGUCGAAGUUGACGAGCGUGUGACCCUGGAGGAUUACGCCGAGGAUCCGGUCCGCAACCAGACCAAGGUCGAGGCCAAGCAUGAAGAUUACAAGAACAACGAUCUUGUCAAAGGGCUUUCUGGAGAGGCCGUUCGGAUUUUGCAGAGACCCGAAGAAAACAAGAUCAAGGAGUCACUGAAGGGUUUAUACGAAGAAGGCUUCCGAAGUAUUGCGGUGUGCUUGAUGCACGCCUACACGUUUCCCGAUCACGAAGCUCUGGUAGGAAAACUGGCCAAAGAGAUCGGGUUUCAGCACGUCAGCCUCAGUCACGAUCUGAUGCCGAUGAUCAAGCUGGUACCAAGAGCCACUUCAGCAUGCGCCGAUGCUUAUCUUACUCCCGCCAUCAAGAAGUACAUUUCUGGGUUUCAAGCUGGAUUCGAGGGCGGUCUAGGCACAGAAAGUGUAAAGAACGAAGAAGGCAGCAAAGGCGCCCGAUGUGAGUUCAUGCAGUCUGACGGAGGUCUCGUCGACGUCGACAAAUUCUCGGGUUUGCGUGCCAUCUUGUCAGGGCCAGCUGGCGGUGUGGUGGGCUACGCCCUGACGUCUUAUGAUCCAGAAACCAAAACACCAGUGAUUGGUUUCGAUAUGGGUGGUACCAGCACGGAUGUGAGCAGGUACGGUCAGGGGCGUUACGAACAUGUCUUCGAGACCACUACUGCAGGCGUGACCAUCCAGUCCCCUCAGCUUGACAUCAAUACUGUCGCUGCGGGUGGAGGGUCGCGCCUGUUUUUUAGAAAUGGCCUAUUUGUCGUUGGGCCUGAGUCAGCUGGCGCGCACCCCGGUCCAGCAUGUUAUCGAAAGGGGGGCCCUCUGACCGUCACAGAUGCCAAUCUCUUCCUCGGACGUCUUCUCCCAGACUUCUUUCCAAAGAUCUUUGGUAAAAACGAAAAUGAAGGCUUGGAUCCGGAGGCAAGCAAAAAGCUCUUCGAAGAACUUACCAAUGAUAUCAACAGCCAGACUGAUAAAAAUAUGUCUCCAGACGAAGUAGCAUACGGCUUCAUUAAGAUUGCUAACGAGACCAUGACACGACCCAUCCGCUCUCUGACAGAAGCGAAAGGCCACGAUACCGCCCAACACCGUCUCGCCACGUUCGGAGGUGCCGGGGGCCAGCAUGCGGUGGCUAUCGCAGAGUCACUAGGCAUCCGCCAGAUUCUUGUCCACCGGUACUCCUCCGUCCUGUCUGCAUAUGGCAUGGCGCUUGCAGACGUUGUCGAUGAAAGCCAAGUACCAGAGUCUCACGUCUGGGACUUGAGCGGUGGCAACCGUGAGGGCCUUCAGUCAAAGAUGAACGGCUUGAAGGAACGCUCACGAAAGCGUCUUCGCGACCAGGGCUUCGCCGAUGACUCUAUGGAGUACGAAGAGUAUCUCAAUAUGCGGUACAGAGGCACAGAGUCUGCGCUGAUGGUGAUCAAGCCUAGUACGGAAGAAGUGAAGGAACUCUACUCGGGAGACGACUGGGCCUUUGGUGCCGCCUUUGUACGCCAGCACGAGCAGGAAUUCGGAUUUACUCUGCCAGAUAGGGACAUCAUCGUCGACGACGUACGCGUGCGCGGCAUCGGAAAAUCGUUCCGCGGGAUGUCCAAGACAGCAGACCAGCAGCUCAAGGAGAUCAAGCCGAAGGAUGUCGCUGAGGACAAAGCCUUCUCCACGUCAAAAGUGUACUUCGAGGGCGGCCGUGUAGACACAAAAAUUUACAAGCUCGAAGAUCUGGAGGUAGGCACACGAGUCAAAGGCCCUGCCAUCAUUGCCGACGGGACGCAGACGAUCGUUGUUCCCCCUUCAGCAUCAGCGUUGGUCAUUGAGACACACGUGGUCAUCAAUAUCGGCGAGGAAGGCACCAGCAAGAAGGCCAAUUCGAAGGAAGUUGAUCCGAUUUUGCUUUCAAUCUUCGCCCAUCGGUUCAUGGCCAUCGCCGAGCAGAUGGGACGUGCUCUACAGAAGACCAGCGUGUCCACGAAUGUGAAGGAGCGGCUAGACUAUUCUUGCGCCCUAUUCGACAGUGCUGGCGGCCUCGUGGCUAAUGCGCCACAUCUCCCCGUGCAUUUGGGCAGCAUGUCGACAUGCGUCCGGACUCAGGCUGAGAUCUGGAAGGGGAGGCUGAAGAAGGGCGACGUGAUCGUUUCAAAUCACCCUGAGUACGGAGGCACACAUUUACCGGACAUUACUGUCGUGACUCCAGCUUUCAGCCCUUCCGGCGAGAUCGUAUUUUACGUUGCUUCUCGUGCACACCAUGCCGAUAUUGGCGGCAUCUUGCCGGGGUCCAUGCCUCCUCAUAGUCGCGAACUAUUCCAGGAAGGGGCUGCAAUCAAAUCGGAGAAACUCGUGUCAGAAGGUAAAUUCGACGAGAAGCGCAUCACGGAGUUACUCUACGACGAGCCUGCUCAGUACCCUGACUGCAGCGGUACGCGGUGUUUAGCGGACAACCUCAACGACUUAAAAGCACAGAUUGCGGCAAAUCAAAAGGGCAUCAAUCUUAUCAGCACUCUAAUUGAAGAUUACGGGGAGGACGUCGUGCAGUUCUACAUGCAUAAUAUCCAAGACAACGCAGAGCAGUCAGUUCGAACGUUACUCAAGGAAGUUAGCAAACGAUUCGAGGGUAAAGAUUUACAGGCCAUUGAUUACAUGGACGAUGGAAGCCCGAUAUGUCUACGCAUUACCAUAGACGGCGAAAAGGGAGAGGCCGUGUUUGACUUUGAAGGCACCGGGCCGGAAGUGUACGGUAACAUCAACGCACCAGAGGCCGUUACCUAUUCAGCGAUCAUUUAUUGCCUGCGAUGUUUGGUCGAUCAGGAUAUUCCGCUGAACCAGGGAUGCUUGAAGCCUGUGAAAGUCAAGAUCCCCCCCGGCUGUUUCUUGAGCCCGAGUGAAAAGGCUGCUGUGGUUGGCGGUAAUGUGCUGACGAGCCAGCGCGUGACCGACGUGGUCUUCAAGUGCUUUGAGGCUUGCGCAGCAAGCCAAGGAGACUGCAACAAUCUCACCUUUGGUUUCGGCGGAAACCGAAAAAGUGAGAAUGAGCAGAAAGGCUUCGGAUAUUACGAGACGAUUGCGGGUGGCAGCGGUGCCGGAAAAGACUGGGAAGGGACUAGUGGCGUUCACACCCACAUGACGAAUACCAGAAUCACAGACGCCGAGGUGUUCGAACGAAGAUAUCCUGUUAUCCUGAGAGAAUUCAGCCUGAGAGCUGGAAGUGGUGGAAUAGGACAGCACAAGGGAGGCGACGGCGUGAUUCGAGACAUUGAAUUCCGAAUUCCGGUUCAAGUGAGUAUACUCAGCGAGCGACGAGUGUAUCGACCAUACGGCUUGCAUGGGGGUGGCGAUGCUCAAUGUGGCAAGAACAUCUGGGUGAGAAAAAUCAAAAAGGUAACGAGUCGAGGAUCUGGUGGUGAACAUGAAGGCAAGCGAAGAGAAGAAGGCGGUGGCGAUGAAUAUGAAUACAGGCAUAUCAGCAUGGGCGCUAAGAACACAGCUUUCAUGCAGCCUGGAGAAAGGAUCAUUGUGAUGACACCUGGCGGUGGUGGAUAUGGCAAGGUCGGAGAAAAGUCGCAGGUCGAGCUCAAAGAGGACUUCGAGAAACAUUGGAAGAAAGGAAGCCUGGCUUCCAGGUUGGCCGAAUGGGAGAGUAGUUCUUGA